AUGUUGGAUUUUGUACGAGUUUGCGAAGUUGGCAUCGACAAGGCACGAGAUGUAGUCGUCAAGUUACUUGACCUGAAGGAUGAAUCAACAAGAAGUGUGGUGCUGUGUGGACGUGAUGGCAUAGGGAAGACAACCCUGGCGAGCGCUGUCUUCAGCUCUCUGGAGCUCAAUGACUACAAACACUGCAGAAUCAACAUUCAGCGAGACUGUUCAGAGUGUGAUCUUAAGCAGCUACAAGAGCAGGUUUUAAAAGAUUUGUUUGGGAAAAAGAUUGAGAUAUUGAAUUGUGAAGAGGGUAAAAAUCAUCUAUCAAAAUUGUUUAGAGAAGCAACCUCUCAGCCUGUCUUUUUGUUUAUAGACAAUACUUUGAGACGAAGUGAUCUUGUCAAACUUCUUCCAGAGGACCUUUCUUGCCUUCCAAAUCGAAGCAGGAUACUAAUAACUACAAGAAAGCUAGAAGAGACUGACAUGAUCGAAGAUGCAGGUGUCAAGCGCUAUGAAUAUAUCGUAAACCCUCUUUCAGAAGAAGACUCAAAGAAGUUUCUGUGCUUGAAGGCUUUAGGCAGUGUUGACAAAAGUUUCGACAAAAGCUUAGAUAUUGAUGGUCUUUUGGAAAUUUGCCGUGGCUUGCCUCUAGUUUUGGAGAUGGUAGCCUCAAAAUUGCUUAAACUUGGCAAUGAUGUCCGUGCAUGUAAAAGAACUAUAGAAUUUCUUAAGGAUACCCUACCGAAAAGUGAGAGAGACUUGAGUGAAAAAACAGUUGAUGUGGUCUACAACACUCUGGAAAAAGAUUUGUACAAAGAUGCAUUUCUAGAUAUAACAGCAUUUUUCAAUAACUGGGAUGAGCGGAUGGUUGGCUACAUUGUUGGAGAGGAAGCGCUUCAAGCAGUAAAAGAGGCAGCCCUGGUAAAGAUUACUGAAGAAGGGAAAGUUAUUGUACACGACAUCGUUCGAGCACGAGGAAGAAAGUUGUCAGAAGGGGAUAGAAUAACUGACCACAAAUCCCUUAAAUGGGCUCUGGAGGAUACACAGAGGAUUGAAAAAUUGAAAGGUAUUUGGCUUCGUCCUCCUGAUGAUUCCCACGAAUUUCAGCUUGAAGCAAAAGAUUUGGAAUUGAUGAAUAGAUCAUUAAGAAUUUUGCAUUUAGGCGAAAGAAACAGGUUGGAUGGAGAAAGCAAGGAAAUCUUUCCAAAUCUAAGGUUGCUUCAUAUCACUGGUCAUUUUGGAAUGGAAUUGACAAUGCUUGAAAGACUGGCAGUUCUGCAAGCUGAUUUAGAGAGCUCCGAGGAGUUACCUAAUUCUCUCUGUGUUCCCUCAUUGAGAAUACUUAAUUUAACAGGGAGUAAAUUAGCUUGCCUUCCAAACAUUUUGGGCCAGCUUACUCGUUUGGAAGAGUUGAAUAUAAGUCGCUGUAAGCAACUGUCUAGUCUUCCAGACGGAUUCGGUCAGCUCAAGUCUCUCAUGUACCUGCACAUGUCGGGGUGCUCUAAUCUGCGGUAUAUUCCUGAUGAUUUCGUAUAUUCCUAA
Cryptomeria japonica (Japanese cedar) is the source of this 1527-nucleotide messenger RNA. RefSeq names its product TMV resistance protein N-like. Lineage: Eukaryota; Viridiplantae; Streptophyta; Pinopsida; Cupressales; Cupressaceae. The transcript has 4 exons. Gene Ontology annotation, molecular function: ADP binding; protein binding. Bases 1 to 1527 code for a protein of 508 amino acids. The record is from RefSeq and is a predicted model, not a curated record. Gene Ontology annotation, biological process: defense response.